AUGCCUCGACUGUUAGGAUCUAAUCGUAUGAUCAAAGGUCCCAUCAAGUGCCCGACAAUAGAUUCAUGCUGUUGUGCAAGUUCUCAAGAGCUUAACGAGCGGUUGGUCUCCCCAAGGAAGUCACCGUGUUCCUCUGCUUUUCCUCCACACUCAGUGAGUUGUGAUGCAGAGGUGCGGGGUAUCAAGGUAAGCCCAAACAAUGCGAGCCCCUGUCAAGAUGAGACUUAUCCUGUAUCAGGGAAAAUGGAGAAUCAAUACCAUGACAAGAAGAUUCUAGAGACUUCACAGCCGCAACCGCACUUGGUUGGUUCCUCCACGGAAAUACAUAAAAUGGAUCCUCAACUAAAUGAGGGUAGAUACAUUACCGAUCGCGAUAAAAAUGACAAGUUGACCUCUAGUAGAUUGGGUGAUGGUUUUCGGCAUCAUUCUACAUUCUCUAGUAACAAAAUUAGUGACAAUAACCGUGGUGGCUGUUGUUAUGGUGGUGAAAAAAGAUUUUGGCCAUGUCGAGGUUCGAUUAUCAACAGCUUGCAUAGUACCUCGAGAGCCGUUCCACAUUGGUUUACUCUCGGGAUGAUUGGGGUUCUCAGUGCCGUGUUUUUUUGCUUACCAUGGUCUACUAAUCGGAUGCGUAUUUUUUUUAUUGUUCUCAAUGCAGUGAUUGGAAUAGCGUGCGGUGUAGUGUACUUUGUCUCUUCAAACGCCGAAGCUCGUUCGAUGGAGAGGGAGGAAUUCCGACAGGCUCAUGAAGUGUGUCAAUAUCACAAUGGGUUGUACAUCUAUCCAUCUUUUAGGGUUCUUUCGGGGACUGAAAUAUGGUCAGUGAAUUAUCACACAAUGCCCCAUUAUUGUUUACCAAGUGGGAGUUUGGAGGCAACAAAUGAAAAGGGGUUGGCUAAGGCUAAUGGAAGCUACAUUCCUCCGCCACCACCAGUGCUGCCGCUUCAGUUUCAGCUGCAUUCAGACAGUAACGGCGCACUUCGUCAUAAGGAAGAUCUCAGUGCUCGGUGUAAAAGGACACAAGAAAUUGAGAUGUCGAAUUUAGUUCACUCUACUGACGGGUGCUGCGACGACGGUAGCGGGCACAAAGGAAAGGGGUGUCUCAGUGAAGAAUUAGCUACCACGUCCGUUGUAAUCUUACCCACCUAUUCACAACUCAUCUCCAAGGACAAUAUCGCUGCAGAAAAGCCUGUGAUCAGCCAUAGGUGUACUUGUCUUGACCGUAAUACAGGGAAUUCAAUGUCCAUAACGUCUCGACAUAUGUGCCUCUGGAACUACUGGAUCCGAAAAUCGCACUAUCGCCAGGCAGUCCCCGCUGUUGAAUUGUUGUUGUUAGGAGUGUUGUUACUAGUGUCCCCACGAUUCAUCGGUGAGCUCACGCCUUUAUCAUUAUUUUCUCACAAUUCACCGCGUGAGGGAGUCUCAUUGCGAGAUGUUGGUGGAGUUUCAAGAAGUUAUUUCAAAUCAAACCCUUCUAUUACUGAAUUAGUUUUUCAGUAUUCCUUAGUGUCUGCAACGCCAUUGGGAAACUUGUCCCGUGAAUACUCUGCGAUGAUGCAAUCGGUGAGUACAGCAAGGUUGUGCCGUCGUAUUAUUGCACAGGAAUGUGUUCAGAGCUCACCUAAAUGGAGAUUAGCCUCUGCAGCUAAGAUUCGGGUGAGCCCAAACAUUUCUAACAAAAUACACCCAAACAAAGACGUGACACUUAAAAUACACAAACUUCCUAUCGGAACCGAGGCAUUAAUGGAUUCGCUAGUGGUAAUGGCGACUCAAAGCAGCCGUUUGGAGUCCGCACACACUUCUUCUGAGCUAUUGUUUGAAGUGUGCCUGCUACAUGCUUGGGUUUUCUUUAUGUUUGACAUUUCUUUUCUCGUCGAGUUAAUUAUCGGGCUUAUUCAUCUGGCCACAUUUUUUUCGUAUUAUCCAUCUAUUUCCAUGUACCACAUGUUUGUGCCCGUUCUGUGGCUAUCAAUUCCAAUACUGUGCAUGCUGCUGGUGUGUUUCAGACACCAAAGCCAGCUUGAGGGGAGUCGAACAAACAAUAAUUCAGCAAUGUCAAACAUGGUACCAUAUCAAUGCAUGGGCAAUAGGCCCACCCUCUUCCAUCUUUGUAAUACAAGAGGAUAUGGGGACAACAUCCGGAACAUGGUUGAGCAACAUCCCUUUCAUCAAGUAAAAGAAGUUGUUGCCAUGAACGAUGCCUCCUCGUCUGCCAAUAACCUUUUCAAAAAAGAGGACAAUGAAAUUUCAGACGAAGAUGUGUUGUGUUCUUACAGCACCGUGGAGAAUUAUGGUCCACUUUCCCUAGAGGAGUGCCCUUUCUCAAUGACUACCAACACACUCCACCGCGAGCAGACGCUAUCGCCACGUAAAGUUGUAUUUGAAGGUUCUGUUAGUGAGAGUGGCCUACCACCUAUGACUCGAGACAUUAGUUCAGCAUUCAGCAAUGCCUCUGCGACCCGGGUAACCGACGGCUAUCCAUCGACACGCACAACCACGACGCUGACCCCGAACAAGGCAAGCCGGAAAUUGCAGAACCCAACUCCCGCGCCAAUUUCCGUAGCCAGUCGCGAGAAGACCCGAAAGGAAGCCUGUGGAUUGCUUUGCUUUGCAAAAUCCCCUCGCGUGAAUCACCGCGAGGAUGGAUUCAGCGGGUGCGAGCUUGAUGCCAGAGUCUUCGAUCGUGACAUUGCCGCACUCUCUGGGCAACAAUCACAUGCUUGCAAAACGGAGGUUACAGAGCAAUGUUAUUUUCCUUGUGGGACGGGUGCUGUAAUGGGACCUGAGGAUCCCACAAGGGAUCUUUCCUUUACGCAGAUUAACUCCGUUUUAUUUGAUAGCGCGGUGCUCUAUGCCGUAAAUCCGCGACGCCGUCCAAGGGUCUUUGUUUCCGAUUCUUCAUUCUUUUACCCCAAGCGAUCCGCCUUAAAUUCUUCUGCGCUCCUAAAAGCAAUUGGAUCCAACCGCUGUUGUUUGCCGACAGUACCUAAAAAGAGUGUGGAACGUAUUGGGAAAACAGCCACAAAGGUGAAUCGACAGGGUGAAACUUGUUCUAACCCGGCAGCCUCUCUCUCUUUUCAUAACGAUGCGGAGUUGCAGGAGCCUUCUGACAUGCACAAUAGACCGGAAAGCAUUUCUUUUCUGUCCAGUCUUGUGCCUUUCGGUGAUGAUUGCAACCCUUUUAUGGUUCUCGACCUUGGGCUUGUUAUUGUUGAGGUUAGCAUGGGAAUGGCUACCAUGCUCGGGACGUCACCAGAGUUUCUUCGCCUUCGCCGCCUUUCGGACGUAUUGGCGUGGCUGGAGGUGGAUCGUGCGACCAGCAUUCUCCUCACGUUAAGGGAGCUCAUUUUGAAGUCAAUUUCAUCUUCUUACACACGGUCGUGUUCUGAUCCCGGUGGCACAUCCAACUGUUCGCAAGGUUUGCACAAUUCCAGUGGAUGCAAAGCCAAAGAUGAUGGUGCCGGUUCUUCCCACGGGUUUGCGGAAGCAGUGCCCACGAGGGUGCGAUGCGAUCCGACGAAGGAGCAUCCGGCAACGUAUUUAGCUGUUAGUCGCAUCACGUUGCGAGGCCACUUCCCAUUCCGUAAGGGGUCCGACAAAAAUGAUUUAAGUACGAAGCACGGGGGAACCCAGGAUGAGCUGAGCAAGCCUCUAGGCUGCGAUGCUACCAAGUCUAAAGCAUCAUCGGAGGACCUAAACACCUUUGCUGUGAGCUUGGAUGCGUGGCUUGAGAUUUAUUCGCUUGGUGCACAGCCGUGCGAUGAAGCCAAGGAAAAUGUUGUCGGAACGGCACUCCUAGUGCUACGUCGUCCGCUACUUCAUGCAGUUUUUGAUCAACUACAGAUUCCGCUCGCACUCUUGGACCCCCGUUCUGGUGAGAUUCUGUUCUGGAAUCGAUACGCGGAGCGGGUGACGGAAACUAGGGGCUAUGAUAUCCUCGGAUGGCCAUUGUUCUCUCAUUUUCACCCCAUUUUUCAUCAUACCAACAAUUCUCGAAACAAGCGAAAUGACAUCUCCGAAGGCGUUUAUUUUCCACCCACAAGCAGUAGCAGCGGUGGAAUUCGUGCUCCAGACAAUUAUAUAUAUAAUGGCUCAGGUGUUACUGACCGCGAAAAUGGUGCGGCGGGGCAGCCACUUGAUAGCACAAAGGCUGUGAGUGAAGAUUUUGGAUUCCCACACUUGGACCUACGAGGUCUGUUACGGAUUCCAACUCCAUUUGCCGUAGAAAACGCAGCAACAGGAUCGAGGAAUGGCUCAUCUACUAUCUUGCGUGAAAAAGAAGUAGGUUCAAGCAACCAAAUUGAAGCUUAUGACCCUUCAAAUGACGUAUUUAUUCAGCUGCUAUCGCGACCAGAAGGAAAUGAGGCUCAUGAAAGCAACGCGAAGGGUGAAAUGUGGUUUCAAUGUUGCCUGCGACCGUUGUGCGGAGUCUUCCGUGAAGAGGAAGCCGGCGCUCUGACGGACCCUGUGCCUGAUUUCUCAUAUACACAAUUCGACGGAAGUAUUAAACCUAAGCUAACCAAACAACCUCUAAGAGGAGAAGAGGAUGAAUUCUAUUGGAUUAGUAGCAGCAGGUGCACAGCCAUCAGUGUGACUGAGCAUCAUGGGCGCCGUGAGGACACAGAUGUUGCGUCCUGCAGCCGAUCGCAGCUCUGUAGGAAAGGUAAAAUCGACAAUACCCGAAGGAAUGCAAAUUCCCGCGUUUGUCCGCGUCAACCACUGCCAAGUGCCGCCGAGUUACUUGCACGAGAUGCAACUUCCAGUAAACUUACUUCCUUUCCCACCAAUAUUAAUACUAAGAAUGGUAUUAAUUGUAAGUUUUCUGAUGGUUCCACGGUAGGAUUAAAUACGGUAAAUGGUGAAUCUAAGUCAUCGUCUUUGAGACAACAGACAUCCAAUAAUGGCUAUGGUAACCUCUCCGGCACUACGAGUGCCUACGAUUCUCUCUUUUUCACGUUUCUGCAGACGCUGCGGAGUCUCAUGCAAGAGCCUGCACCACUGAUGUUGGUUCUUGAGAAACCUGUUUCACCCUGUUCCCUUCAGUGCGAGCAGUCUGGCGCCUUUAGUGUGUAUUCGAACCAAGUCUCGGAGGAGUGCAGUAUCCCAGACAAAUUGGGAACGUCUGGUCACGUUGACGACCGCCCAAAGUCCUACGCUGCUUUAGCGGAGAGCAACUUACCUCUCCAGUUUUCAAAUGACGUGAGAGACUCAAUAAAGCUCUUCAAACAGAGCCUGAAGGAAAAUAUGCUGGAAUAUUCAGAUUGGGGUAGUUUUUUACAGGAGGGGGUGUCUACAUCAUUGCUUAGCCAUCUCACAAAAACUACACCUGGAGUUCCAUCCAGUUGCAAUGAUGUUGGAUUUGAGAAGCAAGAUUCAAUAAAGACCGAUUCUGCGCACGAUGGCGCAAAAUCGUCUGAUAUCUUUCGCAUGACUCGCUGCCUGAAGGAGUUUGUAGAUCAAAUAUUACGGAUUGCGGAUCAGUACAACAGUGAAAUUACCACGGUUUCGAGAGCGCAUGUGUCGUCAAAUUCAUUCCUGAAACAUCCGUAUUACGGUCAUCGGGGGUAUCAGCGCUGUGUGAUAUCACCACCUACCUCUGGCAGGAUGUAUUCUACGUCAUUUCGGCGGAGCCCGUGUGGAAAAUCUCCCACCAAGAAAGCAUAUGGUGUAGCUAGUCCCGUGACUAGCUCUUUCCAGGUUGGUGGGAUGCAUCGAUCGUCAUCUGAGGAGGGAGACUAUAUCGAUGUACCACUUCAACAGUCUAAUUCAUUCGACAAAGGGGAGCAACGACAUAGCAGAGAUGCUGCACAGGCAGCUGCACUGAGGUCAAGGCAUCGUAUCACAGAACUAGCUAUUGCGAGAGGAACUCCACCAAGGCCCCCAUUCAACGUGUGCAGACUCAUUUCUGACAACAGGCUCCCCACAGCAUUAGAAUCCCAUCCUUUCAUUUCAUCUGUCGGUAACACGAGCAACGCCUCUGAAGUUUGGAACACAAAAUACGAGCCUUUGUCUAGUCUUACUGGAUUCGAUAAGCACUACAAGGGCUUACAUGAUAUCAAGAAAGCUCGGGAAACGGAUGAUGAGGGGGCCUUGCUGCAGUCACGUUUUCGAGAGAGUUGUAGCAAUCUUUCGCACGACGGCCACGCGUUCAUGGAGCUCCCAAAUCCAUCCCAUGAAACAGAUCAGUUUGAAGGGGCAAUGCCCGCAGGAAGUGGGGCUGAUUGUGGCACCAUUGCCACGGGUAAGGGCCCCUCUUUCUGUUUUUAUAGACAGUCGAGAGGCAUGGAUGAACCCAAAGAGGGUUUCUUUGGAUCUAUGGCGGAGGACGUAGACAAGGCUCUUUCGCGCAAUUCCAACCCUUCGAGCGUCACUGCACAGUCGGGCAAGGGCGAUGCGCAGCCUGCAGCUUGGGCGAUGCUUCUCUCGCGCGACGAGGCUACCAUUCCGACUUGUCAUAUCCACGUUCCUCUCGGCGAAGAAUUCUGUUUUGGACGCAGUAGCACCUGCCAUGUGGUCGUUUCGGAUACUUUUGUGAGCAGUUUGCAAUUUAAGAUUAAACGCAUGGUGAUCUCAGAACGCACUAUGGGUCAACAUCGGCGUCAGCGACAUGCGAACCGCGCGGGUGGUCGAAAGGCUGAUACUCUCAGCAACCCAAGCUCUGGAAAAUAUGUUGUAAUGCUUUAUGAUUGCAGUGCGAAUGGGACCUAUGUUAAUGUCAAGAAGAUUGGGAAAGGUGGGCGUUGUGUCCUCCAUGACAAUGCUCUUAUCACUUUUAAGGUGAAUACCUCUCAGUUUUUUAUGGGAUUUAUGUUCGUAUUAGUUGACGCUCAGGGUUUCCCGCUACGGGGCCGUCAUCUAAACCCGGACCACCAGCUGAAUGGCACCGGGCUGAGCACCUGGGUUUCCAUGUGGAGGCAUGUCAAAGAACCUCUCACACCCUCCUCGAGUUUUGCAUCUGCUUCUUGUAAAAACGUUGCUGGGGAUGUCCAAGCUUUGUCAGUUGAUGCCCUGAGCAGCAAUCGUCCUGCUUCCUCAAGGCGUUUUUCAACACCUGAUAGCUCAAGUUUGAGCAGUACCACCCACAUACCUGAACGUCUCCACGAUUCGACACUAUCCGAUCGACGCCACCGCAAUCCCUCGCGGCGGCGAAGCCUCACGGUUAGGGAAAAAAUCACCCGUCGGGAGACAAUUGAAUGGAAGAUUGGGGAAGAGAUGCUUGGAAAAGGUGGAAAUGCGGAGGUUUAUUUGGGGAUCAACCUUACAAAUGGGCAGCUUAUCGCGGUGAAGCGUGUGCAGCUGCCGGAUACCCUAGAGGAUCGCGACAACUCAGAGGCGAAGGCCAUUCUUCAGCAGUAUCGUUCUCUCAAAGAGGAGAUUGCAGUGCUGUCCAAGGCGGUUCACCCGAAUAUCGUGCGGUACUAUGGUUCUUCACAAAACUCUACGUACUUUAAUAUAUUAUUGGAGUUUGUUCCCGGCGGCUCAUUAAGGGGUCUCCUGGACAAUUUCGGUGCGCUCAGCCCGGGUGUUAUUCUUAGCUACCUUCGACAGGUGCUUCAGGGGUUGGUGUACCUCCAUCAGCUAAACAUCGUUCAUAGCGACAUCAAAACGGCCAACAUUCUCAUCACUGAGAAGGGAAGGGUUAAGUUGGCGGACUUUGGCACAGCGAAGCUGCUCAACCGUCCACGCACCACCUUCGCCACCGAUGCCUCGAAUUUUGCGCCCCGAAGAGGGGAGUCAACGCAUCAUAACGCCAGUCUCCUCCCUCCGCGUGCCCCAGAAGGCGGCAAUGGCAAUGACAGUGACAAUGGGGGGGGUAGCAUCACCCUACACAUCGCGGGGACGCUGCGCUGGAUGGACCCCGACCUCUUCCGCGUCGACUCCGCCGCCCCCAGCGCGGGCCCGACCAAGGCGAGCGAUAUCUGGUCCGUCGGCUGCGCGAUGGUUGAAAUGAUGUCUGGCGAGGCGCCGUGGUUUGAGUACGAGUUCGAGAGCAAAGAGCAGAUUGUGAACCUUCUGACCUACGCGCAGGAGCCGCCGGAGAUUCCGGACUGUGCGGAGUGUCCCGACCUGGUCAAACUGUCCCAGCAAUGCCUACAGAUCAACCCUGCGAAGCGUCCCACCUGCGUGGAGCUCCUGCAGAUGGUGGUGGCCUCUGAGCAGCGGUUUCAGGCCGAGGCGAUGCGGAAAGGCUCCUCUAGCAGUCCGCCACGGGGGAACCCCUAG
This is a messenger RNA of Phytomonas sp. Hart1, 8223 nucleotides long. The record is from the annotation of a GenBank genome assembly. Lineage: Eukaryota; Euglenozoa; Kinetoplastea; Trypanosomatida; Trypanosomatidae.